This is a messenger RNA of Nicotiana tabacum (common tobacco), 1735 nucleotides long. Lineage: Eukaryota; Viridiplantae; Streptophyta; Magnoliopsida; Solanales; Solanaceae. The record is from RefSeq and is a predicted model, not a curated record.
AAGAGUUCCUUUCAUUUUCUUUCCUUCUUCUUCUUCUUCUUCUUCUUCUUCUUCUCUCUUUCUCUCUCUGUAAACCCCAACCCCUCUCUCUCUCUCUCUACCCAACUCACAUUAAUUCUUUGCUUCUACCUUUAAAUUCACGAGAUCCUCCAUUUCCCUUUUUUCUCUUUACAUUGUAAAGAUUUCUCAGUUAAUCCACCAUUACACUUACAAAUAAGAGAAAAAACCCAAACCCAGUUCAAGAUUUGAGACUUUAAGAUAUACACAUUGCUAAAUUUAUAUAUUUAAAAAAAAAAUGUCGCAUUCUGGAAAACCCAUAUCGGAAAUGGGUUUUGACUCAUUAGCUGAUCGGUUGAGAAACUCAUUACUGAGUAGUUGUAAUAUUAACGAAGAGAAAGAGGAGGAGAAGAAUGAUAACAAGCCCGAUUUUCGAGAACUGGAUCUGGGUUCACCCGUUUCACCAUUGAUGACCCGAACGAGUCGACUCAGUACCUCUACCACUACUACUACGACUACUACGACUACAAGUAGCAGAUCUAGCUCAUCAUCUGGAUCCGGGUCGGCUCGAAAUGUGUUAUGGUCGGGUCCUAGAAGAUUGGAUGCGAGCCAUUCCGGCGAACUUUCGGGUUCGGGUUCAGUUGAGAGCUCGCCUACAGCACGUGGGCUCAAACCGGGUCAUGGGCGGUCCGAUUCGGGAAAUGCACAUCCGUUAAUUUACUCCGGCGGAUGCUCCGUCACUUCCCCUGUUGGUAAUGCGCUUCCGGCCGGCAAUAUUUGCCCGUCCGGUAAGGUUUUGAAAACCGGCAUGGCUUGUAAAUCCACAAAGACUGAUGUUUUAGGGACCGGAACGGCUAAUUACGGCCAUGGCAGCAUAAUGCGCGGCGGUGCGGGUCCAAAAUCCGCCGUCGAUGGCGGUUCUGGCCAUACUAUGAAUUCAAGAGGAUUUACUGUUGGUGAGACAGUAAAAAGAGGGAUUUUUACUAAUGAUUCAGAUGAGUUGAAAAGAAUAGGGAAUGAGAAUUACAAGAAGGGUAAUUUUAUUGAAGCUUUGAGUAUUUAUGAUAAAGCCAUUGCUAUUUCUCCGGGCAAUGCUGCAUUACAUUGUAAUCGAGCUGCUGCGUUAAUGGCUUUGAAUCGGCUAGGGGAGGCAGUGAAGGAAUGUGAGGAAGCCAUUAGGCUGGAUCCAUCGUAUGUUAGAGCACACCAACGAUUAGGAUCUUUGUUACUUAGUUUAGGACAGGUUGAAAAUGCAAGGAGUCACUUUUUUUCCCUAGGUCAUAAGCCAGAUCAAGCUGAGUUGCAGAAGUUGCAAGCGGUGGAGAAACAUAUCAGCAGAUGCACUGAUGCCCGUAGAGGUAGAGAUUGGAAAAGUACCUUAAGAGAAGCUGAGGCAGCAACUGCUUCUGGAGCAGAUGCAUCUCCUCAGCUAUUUGCAUGUAGAGCGGAAGCUUAUUUGAAGUUACACAAAUUGGAGGAUGCUGAAUUGUGCCUAUCAAAAAUUAACAAGUUCGAACCAUCUGCUGUAGCAUGUCAGUCAAAAUUUUUUGGGAUGCUCUCUGAAGCAUACAUAUUCUUUGUUCAGGCUCAGAUUGAGAUGGCUCGGGGAAGGUUUGAAAAUGCACUGACUUACGUUGAGAGAGCUGCACAAGUAGACCCUCGAAGUACUGAAGUUUCUGCUUUACUCAACAAUGUGAGGCUGGUGGGGCAAGCUCGUGGUCGCGGCAACAAUCUAUUU